Messenger RNA from Pangasianodon hypophthalmus (striped catfish), 2824 nucleotides. RefSeq names its product solute carrier family 2 member 11b (gene slc2a11b). The transcript is spliced from 12 exons. Gene Ontology annotation, molecular function: hexose transmembrane transporter activity. Gene Ontology annotation, cellular component: membrane. Gene Ontology annotation, biological process: monosaccharide transmembrane transport. NCBI's taxonomy places the organism in Eukaryota, Metazoa, Chordata, Actinopteri, Siluriformes, Pangasiidae. Bases 634 to 2136 code for a protein of 500 amino acids. The record is from RefSeq and is a predicted model, not a curated record.
CAGAACACAGAAGAAGCUUCUGUGGAGAACCGUUCUCCAUGGACCGUCAUCAGGAACGGUGUCUGAGCUCUGAGUGGCUCGAUCCGAACCCUUGCUCGUUCUGUGGUUCAGCGUCUCUGCCUGGGGACCGAAUGUAACUCAAUUUUUUAAUAAUUUAAGGUACACUUUUGGCGAGUGCCCCUAUAGUAUCUGUAAACUAUUCCAUAUUGCUAUUUCCUGUUUCACAAUAUUUCUUUUGGUUAGAAAAAAGCCUUAAACAGUCCAGAAAGAUUCGUUACUUCUAGAUUUCUAAUGUUGGUUUUUCACUUUUUUAUAUACAAAGCUUUAAACAAGUUACUGUAACAGAGUGACUACAUGUAUCUGACUGCAGACAGGACGUGCAGAUGUAGACCAGCAAAGAAUGCAGUCACUGUAACAAUUUCAGCUGCUUCAUGUUCAAGACUUUCUCCUUCACAAACCCUGCUCGAGCCUCUUACACCGUCAGACAUGUAGCAUGCAGAGUCAGCUGAGCUGCCUCAGGCACACACAAACACACACACACACGGAUUACAGUACACAGAAGUAUUAAAACUACUUCUCCAGCCAAGCCUUCACAUGCUCGUCUAAUUUCUGCCAAAUCACGGAGACUGCAUCAUGACUGAACGUGACGACUCUGCAGAUAGGAGGACGAAGGGUCCCAGUAAGACCCUGCUAAUGGCGGUUUUGGCUGCAGGAAUUGGAGGGACUUUUCAGUACGGCUACAAUGUCUCCAUCAUAAACGCUCCAACCAAGGCAAUGCAGCGCUUUAUUAACCAGACCUGGAAGCAGCGUUAUGACACACACAUCUCACCAGACCUCCUCACACUGCUCUGGUCCUCCAUCGUCUCUGUCUUCACCAUCGGGGGAUUAGUAGGAGCUUCAGUUGGAGCCUCGCUAGCGGUGCGCUUUGGAAGAAAAGGAACGCUGUUGAUCAACAACUCACUGGCUCUGAUAGCAGCGGCGCUGAUGGGCCUGAGUUCUCUUACUGCUGCAUUCGAGCUGCUCAUCGCUGGCCGUUUCAUCUCCGGGAUAAACGCAGGUGUAGGGAUCUGUGUUCAGCCGCUGUACCUGGUGGAGAUUGCCCCCCGUGCUCUCCGUGGCGCCAUGGCGAUGGGAACUUCCAUUUUCAUCACAGGAGGGAUUCUGACAGGACAAGUGAUGGGACUGACUGAGCUGUUGGGUGGAGAACAGUACUGGCCUCUCCUCCUCAUCUCCCCGUGUGUUCCUGCUGUUCUUCAGCUCGUUUUCUUGCCGCAGUUUCCUGAAAGUCCUCGAUUCCUGCUGAUCGACCGAGCUGAUGAAGCUGCAUGCACCAUCGCUCUGAAGAAGCUCCAUGGUGGAGAACAUUUCCAGGUUGAGAUGGAGGACAUGCGGAGAGAGCGGAUCAGUGCUGAAGGAAUGAGGCCCAAAAAACCCUGGCAGCUUUUCACUGAUCGCAGAAUUCGCUGGCCGCUCAUCAUCGUCAUCUUAAUCAGCACAGCACAGCAGCUCAACGGCAUCAACGCUAUUUACUUCUAUGCAGAAUAUGUCUUCAGUGAAGCUGGAAUUCCGGCUGAAAAUAUUCCUUAUGUCACAGUGGGAACCGGAGCGUGCGAGUGUGUAACAGCACUAACGUGUAGUUUACUGAUUGAGCGUUUGGGAAGGCGAGCUCUGAUUAUUGGAGGAUACUCUCUCAUGUCUUUGUGGUGUGUCUGCUUUACUCUCACACUCAGCUUUCAGAAGUUCAGCUCCUGGGUGCCGUAUCUCAGCAUGCUCUGCGUCUUCGCCUUCAUCCUCAGCUUCGGCCUCGGACCAGGUGGCGUAACAAACAUCCUCAUCACGGAGCUCUUCACUCAGACCACUCGCCCUGCAGCCUUCAUGAUCGCUGGCUCAGUCAACUGGCUCAGCUUCUUCUUCAUCAGCAUGGUGUUCCCCUUCACAGUGAAUGGACUGCAGCAGUUCUGUUUCCUCGUCUUUUUGGUGAUUUGUUCUCUUGUGGCCACAUUUAUCUUCUUUUUUGUGCCAGAAACUAAAAACAAGACGUUUCUGGAGAUCCAGUCUGAGUUGAGCAGAAAGAGGACGAGAGUCUCUCAGGUGUCUAAUGGAGUAGACGUGUCUCAGGUGUCCACAUCACUGUGACUGUUUGUGCUGUCUGUGUCUGGGAGCUGGAUGUGGCCACUCUCUCUCUGCUGUGCUGUUAUAAUCACGCUUUAUAUGAUUGUUAUAACACUGUAUAAUCCUCACUAACUCUGCUAUCUGUUGAUCAGACGUGUGUGUGUGUGUGUGUGUUAGUGAAAGUUUUCUCUGCUCUCCUGAUUAAGUGUCUUAUUUGCAAUUUGGAGAAGAUGGUUUCAUUCUUCCUACUUGUUCAUGGCUGUAAUGACAAUAAAACUUUUCUCCACAUAUUUGUGUUUGUAAAUCAUGAGAAGUUGUUUCCAUGGUUACGUGUAGCAUCCUAACCAAAUGCCACCUGAAGGGAAGAUGUGUAACUCACUAUCUUAUGCUACAAAAGCUAAAGCUAAAUAUUUCAAUUCAGUGUGUUUGUAUGAAAGGUGAAGGCUGUAAAUAUCACUCAUUUUCAGGCUGAGCUUUCGGGUGUGAGCUGAAACAGCUGAAAUAACAGCUGGAUUAGUCAAGCAUCUGGACUGAAAAGAAAACCUCAGGUGCCAAUACUAAUGGAUGAACUUCCCUCUUCAACCAAUCAGCAUUCAUCUGAGAAUUUACAGGACAUGCUACAAUAAAAUGAGAGUGGUUCAUCACGUGCUUAAUCAUCCUAAUUUAAUAAUCCCUCAUAUUAUUAUUAUUAUUAUUAUUAUUAUUAUAAAAA